AUGAAUGCGAUAACAAGCGUACUGGCUCUGUUUCUGGCCGCCGUGGCCGUGGGCCAAGUUCAACCCUCAGGUGUGACAAGACCAAUCGUCCAGGAUUGUGGCUUUAACGGAACCGUCGUCUGUGUGAAUCAAUAUGCUGCGGUGUUGCCUUACCACUUUAAUCGGUCGAUUUCCAACAACAACGCCGAUUAUGACUUCAGAAACACAAGCGUGGGCAAUGCCUCGACGUUUGACCUCCUGGGCGGCGCAGAUUUCGUUGUCUUUGACCAACAGCGCGGCAUGGAAUACCUGGGAUCCAAUCCGAGCUACGAGUUCAUGUUCGCCGUCUCCAAAGCCGUGCACGAAGCCCCGGUCUACGCCCCCGAGCAGAAUCUGUUGUUCAUCUCCCAGCUGGCGCCUCCGCCCGGCUUUCUGCCUCAACUCGUGGUCAACUUGAACGAUGAUCCUCCGACGUUGAGCGAGUACCUACCCACUCCACCGGUCUAUGCUCCCAAUGGUGGCACCUUCCGCGAUGGCCUCGUUGUUUUCGCUGCGAGCGGAGGCAAUGAUAGCAUUGGGGGAGGAGAGCAGAGAGCUUCACUUCGAACCGUGGAUCCCGCCACCAAUGUUUCAACGGUGCUCCUGAACAACUAUUUCGGGUUCUACUUCAACACCAUCGACGAUGUGACCGUUCACCCAGUCACGAAGGAUCUCUUCUUCACCGACCCCCAAUACAGUUGGUUCAACGCCCUGACGGACACCGCCCCACAGCUGCCAUGCGCCAGUUAUCGGUUCGAUCCUAGCACCGGUGCCACCUUCGUCGUCGACGACACUCUGGAGCAGCCCAACGGCAUCGCGUUCUCUCCAGACGGCACAACCUUGUACAUUUCCGACACCGGCGCCGUGACGGGAACGAUCGACCCUCGCCUCGGCAGCCAGGGUACGACCUUCAACACCACCGGGAAACGGACAAUCUACGCUUACGACGUGUCGAACAACGGCACCAGAAUCGCCAACAAGCGCGCCUUCUACCUGGCACAGGAUUGGGUGCCGGAUGGACUGAAGGUGUCUCAAGAAGGCCUGGUGCUCACGGGAUCGGGUCACGGUGUCGAUGUCCUGGACGACGCCGGCCAGCUCCUCAUCCGGAUCCAGACGAACUACACGGUCCAGAAUUUUGCGUGGACGGGCGAGAACCUCACCACGUUGUGGCUCAUGGGAAACAGUGGCAUCAGCAAGGUCGAGUGGAACAUCACUGGCCAGAGACUGACCUAG
This is a messenger RNA of Fonsecaea erecta, 1251 nucleotides long. RefSeq lists its product as hypothetical. Lineage: Eukaryota; Fungi; Ascomycota; Eurotiomycetes; Chaetothyriales; Herpotrichiellaceae. The transcript is spliced from 2 exons. Bases 1 to 1251 code for a protein of 416 amino acids. The record is from RefSeq and is a predicted model, not a curated record.